Messenger RNA from Penicillium maclennaniae, 210 nucleotides. RefSeq lists its product as uncharacterized. Bases 1 to 210 code for a protein of 69 amino acids. The record is from RefSeq and is a predicted model, not a curated record. The transcript is spliced from 2 exons. Lineage: Eukaryota; Fungi; Ascomycota; Eurotiomycetes; Eurotiales; Aspergillaceae.
AUGACUGUGCGAUGUCAGCCGCAGAUCAGAACAUGGAGUCACGAGUCACGAGUCACUUGGCUGUUUUUGUCUAGCCCGGGCACCGAGAACCGCCUAUGGCUCAAGGGCCGGGCUGGAUACAUAGCACGAGGUCUGGAUGCAAAAAACCUCCACCGCUUCUUUGAGAAGGCCGUCUCGAGGCCGAAGAAUGCAGGUCAGCAUAACCUGUAG